This is a messenger RNA of Hypomesus transpacificus, 9642 nucleotides long. It is a transcript of the gene zfyve26, whose product is annotated as zinc finger, FYVE domain containing 26. The record is from RefSeq and is a predicted model, not a curated record. Gene Ontology annotation, molecular function: metal ion binding; phosphatidylinositol-3-phosphate binding. Bases 191 to 8047 code for a protein of 2618 amino acids. Lineage: Eukaryota; Metazoa; Chordata; Actinopteri; Osmeriformes; Osmeridae. Gene Ontology annotation, biological process: regulation of cytokinesis; double-strand break repair via homologous recombination; mitotic cytokinesis. Gene Ontology annotation, cellular component: lysosomal membrane; midbody; centrosome. The transcript has 41 exons.
ACCAUCCUUGGCAUGUCUUAAGCGCCGAACUGAACAGUUCGAUAUAGACUAAUGAAGGGACAAGAACAACGAUAGAUGCACUUUGACAAAGAAUGACGCAAGAUCAAGACUGUCCGUGACAAAGCAUUGUUUUGGAGAAGGCUUGAUACCUGCUGUGUGCAGUGAGUGAGUGACUCCCCAGACCGCAGUCAUGCAUCCCUGGGGCCGAGAGGCAGAGAGCUCCCUCCAGGACCUGCUGGGUUACUUCACCCGCUGCCUUCAUCAUGGGGAGUGGGAGCUGGCUGCGGCCUGUGUUCCCCAGCUGGCUGCCUCCUCUGGAGGGCUCUCUUCUUCUCCUUCUGGAGAACUCUCUUCUUCUUCAUCUUCCGGAGGACUCUCAGAACAGCUGCGGGAUAUAGUCAAGGCCAUCGUCUGCCAUCCCUACCUCCUGGCAUGGGAGACAAUGGGCAGUCCUCACCGGCUGGCUUGGCUUUGGCUCCAGGUUUUGGAGACAUGGACAAAAGAUCAGGUUCCAGUGAAGAUCAGGGCAGAGCUGGAGUUCCUGCUGCUGCUGGAGGAGCUGGUAGACGACGUUCCAGACGCCACUCUCAAGGAAUUGCACGCAGCGUUCUUAGACAGCCAGUCGGAGAGAAAGGGACCCGAGGCGUCAGGGACAGGGUGUGGUCUGGGCGCUGGGGUGGUAUCAUGCCUGGAGGCCUUACUGGAGAGGAAGAGGCCCAGACUGGCCCGGGCCCUCGCCCUGGCCCUCCAGGGGCCUCUGGGAGAGGCCCGGGUCCACGGGGACCCCUCCUUGCAGCACACCUUCAUCCACUACGUGACAGCCAGAGUUGGGAAGCCCGAGACGAGAGAGGGCUGGGCGGAAGAGGUCUGCUCCCUGCUGGCUCUGAUGCCGACCCCCUCGGAGCAGGGAGGCGGGGCCCAGAUGGAGGCGCUGUGCGAGGCCCUCUGGGCGGCCAGGCACGGACCCCUGCGCGAGGAGCGGGUCCUCAGCUCGCUGUUCAGGCCGCACAGCCACAGCGCCCUCUCCCUCUACUGCUCCACUGCCCUCCGGCUGCAGCGAGACCGCCUGCUCCGCGACGCGCCCGCCACACACGAGGACCUUCCUGAAGCAGAGAAGCUCCUCCUCAGCUUAUGUUGCCACGGUGAUCGUCCAUCAGCAUGGAAAACGAUUUAUUUUGAGUGUCUAAGCAGCGGCAAGCACUUCCUGGAGCAAGUGUUGGUCACAGCUCUGGACUUGGUCCGACGAGAGGACUUCCCCAGGCUGCAGGACCUGCUGAGGGGGGAGUUCCAGCCCCUGUCCCGCCUACUACUGCUGCUGGCCUGGACACAGUGCCAGAGUCUGGACUCAGCUCACACCUUGCUCUCCAUCCUCCACCACAACCAGGCCCUGGCCAGCGACUCUGUCCUGAGGGAGUUUGCAGACGUGCUGUCCUCCCAGCUCAGGGUCCUCCAGUGGUGUGUCCUGAACAACCCAGGGAUCUCCCACGACGCCGUGCUCUCCCAGCUGCACUCGCUGGACACCCGCUCCGCCCUGCACGUCCUCCUGUCCCUGACCCCCCUGGCCCGCUACGAGGAGCGCAGGGUCCUGGAGCUGCUGCAGCCCGCGCCCUCGGGAGCAGAGGAAACGGACACCUUGGUUGCCCCCAGACUGGCCGCCCAGAGGAACGUCGUUCUGUUCCAGGGGUUCUGCGCCAUGAAGUACGCCCUGUAUGCCCUCUGUGUGAACGCUCACAGGCCCAGCACCUGUUUGGAUUGCAAGGGCUCGUCUCAGUUCCCCGAGUCAACCGAGGGCCAACGCCAGCCCUCAGCUCCCUCAGAAGGCUGUUUGGCACAGUUCCAGCACUUUUUGUCUGAGUGCCAGCUUUACCUGGAGGCCCUGCCUGCCAUGUUCCGCCUGGAGGUCCUGGAGAACAUCUUCUCCCUCCUCUUCCUCUCCAGCACCGACUUCACUCCCCAGAACCAGAAGGAGACGCCUACAGGGCCUGGCGUGCCAGCAGAAGGUUUGCAAGCUCUGGGGAGCAAGGAAGUGGGGAAACAUGGCACUGGAGGAACCAAAACCAAAAUGGCCGCCGAGGAGGGAGACUCCAGGGAAAGGUGGGAGCCAGACUUCCCGUCUGCGGCCCAGCACGGCUGCCUGGACCUGGGCCACUUGACCCGGGGUUGCGCAGGCUUCCUGGUCGACGUGCCAGCGAUGGAGGGUUUCCUGAAGCUGCUGCGGGAGGGGCUGGAGGGUGUAUGUGUUUUGGACCAGCGGGCGGGCCAGGAGCAGGCCGAGGUGGCGGAGGGCCUGGGCUGCUCGGUGACGGCCGACACGUUCGCAGCCCGUCUGCAGAGACUCUCCAAGCACACGGCCGAGGCCCAGUGGAGGCUACAGAUCAUCACCAGCAACCAGACCGCUGGCAGGGGUCAUGAAGGUGCGUGUGUGUGUGACGAGGCCCUGUUGUCGUCCCCAGCCCCAGACAGGCCCCCCCAUGCCAAGGCUGGCCCGCGGCCUGCCCCCCUUGUGAGGCAGGGCAGCAGCAGCUCCUCCCUGAGGAGGCGAAGGGGGCCCGGGAGGCCCCCGUCCUCCACACAGCACCUCAACGGGGAGCUGAGCCCCAGCACCUCAGACGGCUGUGUGGCCGGGCCGGGGGGCGUGGAGAAGGAGGAGCGGGUGUGUAGUGGCGCCCACAGCUGGCUGGUCCCUGCCAUGCUGUCCCCCCCUGAGUCUCUGCUCGUCUCCUGCAUCCGCCGUGGAAACUUCAUGGAGGCCCAUGAGGUGGCCACCAUGUUCGCCCUGGAGGGGUCGUCCUGCUGCGGUGAGCUGGUCUUCAUGGAGCGCUACAGGGAGGUGCUGGUGGAGCUGGGCCGCGUGGAGCAGAAGAUCGAGACCCAGUCGCUGUCGUCCUCGUCCUCCUCGUCGGAGGGGCUGGGAGUGGUGGGGGCCGCAGGAAGUGGGAGGAGCCGCCUGGGGAGCAGUGGGCGCUCCACCUUGCAGGCCAUCGGCAGCGCGGCUGCAGCCGGCAUGGCCUUCUACUCCAUCUCAGACGUGGGUGAGCGUCUGCUCAGCACCACGGCCCACCCAGUCCCCUGCCUGGAGGAGGGCUACUGGCUGGGCCUGCCCCCGGGGCCCUGCCCCCGCCUGCUGCCCCUGCUGGAGGAGCUCAGCCCCCCAGCCAUGGCUGCCUUCGACCUGGCCUGCUGCCACUGCCAGCUCUGGAAAACCUCCCGCCAGCUGCUGGACACGGCUGAGAGGAGGCUGGGCUUCAGCCUAGAGGCCCGAGGGCUGAGAGUGGAUCCCAGAGUGCCUCACCCUGAGGGCGUCCGGGGCUUCCCCAUGGUCCUGCAGCAGUUCAGCAAGAUCCUGAAUCACGCAGCCAGCAACAAGGGCCCAGCUUUGACAGAAGGUUCCGGAGAAGAGCAGGUGGUGGCGGGGCCGUUCGGCUGCUCCAUCCAGGAGGCUCUGCUGAGCUGCCACCCGGUCCUGAGUGAGGAGGGCAUGGCGGCCUGGCUCGGCCUCUCCCAGCGCCUGGAGCUCACCCUGCCUCCCCUUGCCUCGGCCACCGACGCCCCAGCGGAGGCCCGUGUGGGCGGGGCCGUGCUGGCGGCGCUGGUGGAGCAGGCCGGCCUGAAGCCCUUGGAGCUGGACGCCCACCCGGUCCGCACCGCCAUGAAGCAGCUGCUCCGCUCCCUGGACCAGCUCUGCCCCUUCGAGCCCGACGGCGUGCCUGCCAGGCCCGACUACAUGCGCAGCUUCCUGGACUACGUCAACGUGCUGACGUCCGUGCUGGUGCGCAGCCUGGGCUCCGAGGACCAGAGCGUGGAGGUGAAGCUGGGGAACCCCCUCCUGGUUCUCCUGCAGGCUCCCUCCCAGCUGCUGUCUCACCUGCUGUUUGAGAGGCAGGUCUCCCCUGACAGGCUGCUGUCUCUGCUGCAGCAGGAGGGCCUUCGUCUGAGCGUCCAGCAGGUGGUGCUGGAGCGCUGCUGUGAGGCCCUGCCCGUCUGGUCUUGGGGCCCCGGGGCCGGAGGGGAGACUGGGGAGGGCGGCCAGGGCGACAGGGCCGUGUUCGGGACGGCCAGCCUGGAGGAGCUCCUCCAGCAGCACGCCCAGGAGCACCUGACCACGCUGGGCCUGGCUGAGGCCCCGUCAGACGCCAGCUCUGGGUCGGAGUCCUCGCCAGAGGAGAUCACAGCCUCCCCUACCAGCCUGUCCUCCUCCCCACCCCUCUCCUCCACUCCAGCCCCCUCCUCCUCCUCGUUCCUCCUCACGCCGUCCUCCCUGUCCUUCCUGAAGUCCCGCUCCCCUCUCCUGGCUGCGCUGGCGUGCCUGAGCGCCAGCCGGGGCCGUGGGACGGCCCGGGCACCGCCGACAGGCUGGUCCGGCUUCUCCUCCUACUUCAGCGGGCGCAAAGAGGUGGGGCUGGAUGCCGAGCAGAUCUCCCGGGAAGCGGACAGCCUGCUGAGAGAGUUCCCCAUCCUGCGGGCCUACCUCCAGACCAUGGCCCAGCCUGUGCUGGGGGAGCUGGCCGUGGGGGAGGAGGCGGGGCUGGGAGCCACCCUCUGUGGGAAGCCCCUGGCGGGCCUGCUGCUGUCGGGGCUCCAGCCGGGCGCGGCGCAGGCGGUGGCGGCCCAGGCCUUCCAGCAGGCUCUGUCUUCGGGGGAGCUGGGCCGGGCCCUCAGCCUGCUGGAGCUGUACAGGCUGGACGUCCAGGAGGGGGCGCUGAGGGACCGCCUGCUGGCCUGUGCCGCACUGGAGGACGGGGCUGGUGGCGUGGUGCAGCUGCUCCGUGUGCAGGACCCUGGUCUGAGGGGCCGUGUGGCCCUGCAGGGCCUCCAGCUGUGGCCCCUGGACGGCUGCCUGGACCUGCUGGAGUUCUGCCUGAACGAGCCCCACCUGCCCCCGGCCCUGAGGAAAGACCUGGAGCUCCGCAAGAGCGAGCUGGACGUCUAUCAUUUGAUGUUGAACCUGCAGCCCCCAUUGCCAUGGGCAACGUGGCAGCAAGUGAGGUCAUCAUCGAAACAGGACCCUGAAUCUGUGCUGGCUAUGAUGCUGGCAGCCAGGGAGUUCUCCCUGUGUGACCGCUGGCUGCAGAUGUACUCGGGGUCGGAGCAGCUGACCCUGCAGCUAAGGACAGAACACCUGCUGCACCUGCUGGAGCAGGGCCACCCACAGCAGGCCUGCCAGCUCCUCGAGGGCCUGUCCGACACCCUGGGCCUGGAGGUGUGUGAGAGAGCCCUGGACCGACGCCCCGGAUUGGCUGCUGGUCACUUCCUGUCCGACUACCUGACGCUACACUUCCAGAGCCAAGUGUCCCCGGCCCGCCAGCGCCACAUUCACGCCCUGCACCUGGGCUCCAAGGUGCUGCUGACCAUGCCCCAGUCGGCCAGGCAGGACUACUUCCACCUGCUGGCGGAGCCCCUGCUCAUGCUGGAGCAGCUGCUGAUGAACCUGAAGGUGGACUGGGUCCAGCUGGCGCUCCGCACCCUCCGCCCCCCUCUGCUGGGCCAGGAGGCGGGCCUGGGCCCCGCGGACGUGGACCGGCUCCUGGACCAGUACGCCUGCAAGGCUCUGGACUUCCCCUACGCCCCCCGAGAGAGGUCACGCUCAGACUCAGUCAUCAGCCUGCAGGAGGCCAUGUCCCAGUGUCCUGCCCUGGACAGCUGCCCCCCCUCCCCCCGGAGAGAGUCCCCCACCUCCUCCACAGGCAGCACACCCAUACACACGCCCUCCUCCUCCGACCGAGUCAAGGAGCAGGGCUCCGCCGGCAGGAGGCAGCGCUCCCCAGCCCAGUUCCAGCCCCCCGACAAGCCUCCCGCCCGCCGAGACUGGGUCCCCGACCCCCAGCAGCACGUCUGCAUGGUGUGCCAGCGUGAGAGGUUCACCAUGUUUAACCGGCGGCACCAUUGUCGCAGGUGUGGCCGCCUGGUGUGCCAGGCGUGCUCCGGGCGCAGGAUGCCCGUGGAGGGGUGCACGGAGGAGGACGUGCGAGUGUGCGACCAGUGUUACUCCUUCUCCCACCCACAUUUGGAGGAGGAGCUGGAGGAGGCUGAAGCAGUAACAGGCAGCCCCGUGUCUCCAGAGGGGGGCGCCGAGGAGAGGCUGCAGCUGCCCGAGGUCCACCACAGAAUGUUCCGCCUCAGCACCGACCCUGCAGAGAACCUGCAGCUGCAUAGCGAGUUCUACUAUGAGCAGGCUCCCAGCGCGUCCCUGUGUGUGGCCAUCCUCUCCCUCCACAGCGACCAGAUGGCUUGCGGCCACCAGCUGAUCGCUCACUGCCGCUCCCUGUCCCGCCAGCUGACCAGCCCCGAGGUGGACGCCCGCCUGCUCACGGACAUCAUGCGCCAGCUGAUCUUCAGCGCCAAGCUCAUGUUCGUCACCGUGGGACGCAGCCAGGAUCUGGCCCUCUGCGACAGCUACAUCGGUAAAGUGGACGUGCUGAAGAUCCUGGUGGCGGCGAACUACAAGGACAUCCCCUCGCUGGACGACAUCCUCGAGCCCUCCGCCGUCACGCGCCUGCGCAACCAGCUGCUGGAGGCUGAGCACUACCGGCUCGCUGUAGAGGUGUCCACUAAGAGCGGCCUGGACCCUGGGGGCGUGUGGCACGCGUGGGGCAUGGCCUCCCUGAAGGCUGGCCAGCUCUCCGGGGCCCGGGAGAAGUUCUCCCGCUGCCUGAAGGUGCCCGUGGACCGAAACCAGCUGACCCUGGGCGCCCGCCUGCUGCAGGACAUCGUCCAGCACCUGGAGGCCACCGUGCGACCCGCUCUGACCAUGCCCCCCAGCGAGGACAUCCUGGCGUCCCUGCGGGAGCUGGAGGAGGCUCUGGCUGAGCCGGGGCCCCUGGAGUGCCCAGAGAGCCCGUCCCAGCUCAGCCCCCUGCUGCAGGAGAGCCUGCACUACCUGCUGAGCUACGGCACCCACCUGGCCCUCAUCAGCUUCUACAUGCGCCACGGUCACAUGAGGGAGGCCCUGGCUCACCUGCUCCUCAAGCAGUGUCCAGAGGAGGUGUUCCUGGAGGGGAUCCUGCAGCCCAGUCUGGAGCGCGGCCAGCUGGGGGCGCUGCAGGGCCUGCUGGAGGGGCUGGACCCGGGCCAGGAGGCGUGCGGACGCUACCUCAUGGCCUCCUGCCAGCUGCUGCAGAGACGAGGGCACUUCCACACCCUGUACCAGCUGCAGCAGUUCAUGAUGGACCACGUGCGGGCAGCCAUGACGUGUAUCUGCUUCUUCACCCGUGGGGCCCAGUCCUACCUGCAGCUGGGCGAGCAGCAGCGCUGGCUGGUCCGGGCCAAGGAGCACCUGAAGACCUUCCUGCAGGAGCAGCAGGCCCGCGGGGCCGGCCGCAGGAAGUCCACCCUCAACUCCUUCAGGAAGAAGAUGUCCUCCAGCGACGUGUCCAGACACAUGAACACCAUUGAGCUCCAGCUGGAGGUGACCAGGUUCCUGCACCGCUGUGAGAACGCGUCCCAGACCGCUGCCCUCCAGGCCGGCGCCUCCGCCAGCCCCCCCGGGGCCCCAUCCACCCUGUUUGGAGGCAGCACCAUGAAGAUUGACGUGGCCUGCAAGGUGAUGCUUGGUGGGAAGAAUAUCGAGGAAGGAUUCGGCAUUGCAUACAGAGUCAUACAGGACUUCCAGCUGGAUGCGCUUGCGGUGUACGUGCGUGCGGGCCAGAGGCUGGUGCGCCAGCGACAGUACGGGGCAGUGCGACAGCUGCUGAAGUGCGUCGGGGAGUCGGGCACGGCCACCAAGAGCGACUGUGACGCCAUCGUGCUGGGUUGUGUCUCCAUCGCCAACAAGGGGCCCACAGACGCUAAAGAGUUGGAAAGUCUCAUUCUGGAAACGAAAAGCCCAGAGAACAAGAUCAAGGCCUACCUGCAGUGCAGUAAGCUGCGCUCCGCCUACCUGCAGGCGGUGAAGCUGGAGGCGUCGCGGGCCAGCCCCCUGGUGCAGGAGGUUCUCCAGGCCUCGGAGGGUGCCGGAGACUCCGUCAUGCAGGGCAUCUGUUGCCAGUGGCUGGCGGAACACCAGGACAAGACCCCCAAGCAGCGGCCUAGCCGGCCCAACGCCAGGUAACGCCGUGGCGGAGACUGCUGGUCGAACCAGGAGGAACCAGGUGGAACCUGAUGGGAUCAGGGGAAACUGACGCGUGCACAUACCAUACAGCAGCUUUAGAAGUGCCCUGGGGGGGGGGGGUCUCCUUGGAGGGUCUGUGCUGGGGAGGGUUCCUCACUCUGGCUGAGACAGGCCAUGUGUCUCUCUCUCCUGGUGAAGUGGCUGAGUGCUGACUGGGCCCAGGGACCCUGGCUCUCCACACCCACUUGCUGGCCCUUCUGUAGACUGUUUGAACUGCACAGAACCGUACAUGUCGGACGGGCCCAUUGCAGGCUGACUGUGGAACUGUGUUUUCUGUUCUACCUCAGCGAAAAGGGAUUCCUGUCAGUAACCGCGAAGCCUCUUAAUAUACUGUUUGAAACUUGGUACAACGUUUAACCCUUUUGUCUGUCUUUAGCUUCCUGUGUGUCGGUCAGUUACACAUAUUAUGGACUGCCAGGUUAGAGAAAUUAAGAAUUUUUCUGUUGAUAGGGAGAAUUUAUAUGAAUCCUCAGGCCUUUUGAGGGUUGGAUGUGAGUGAGACGAAUGGUUUCUGUUUGACAUAAUGGAAGUGUUACUGUUUACUGUUGAGCUUUACCUGCCAAAACGUCUGCCCCUUUACACCAGUCUACCCUCUACAUCAUCCAGUCCCUCUACACUGGUCAGUCUACCCCUCCAGCCCCUCUAUACCAGUCAGUCUACCCUCUACAUCAUCCAGCCCUUCUAUACCAGUCAGUCUACCCUCUACAUCAUCCAGCCCCUCUAUACCAGUCAGUCUACCUCUACAUCAUCCAGCCCCUCUAUACCAGUCAGUCUACCCUCUACAUCAUCCAGCCCCUCUAUACCAGUCAGUCUACCCUCUACAUCAUCCAGCCCCUCUAUACCAGUCAGUCUACCCUCUACAUCAUCCAGCCCCUCUAUACCAGUCAGUCUACCCUCUACAUCAUCCAGCCCCUCUAUACCAGUCAGUCUACCCUCUACAUCAUCCAGCCCCUCUAUACCAGUCAGUAUACCCUCGAAAGGGAAACUAGAAAACUCCAUGGACAUUUAGCACAAGGAGGAGGACCUUUUCCAUAGAGAAAAUCAAGCAUUUACAAGCAAAGAGUUGGAUACAGAAAAAGGGAUCUGACUAUCAGGAGGUAUCAGAUAUCUAGAGGUCAUCAGACUGUAUGCACAUGAUGAAGCCCCGCUGAGACUCGUCCAUGGUCAGUAUUAUCAGUUGCGUGAUGCCACGUCUGUGUGGCGUUUGGAUGUUACGAGAGUUCUGGUGUUUCAGCUUAUGUGGAUGUUCUUUGUGUUUUGAUACGGUGGCUCAGCCUCCCCUUCAGAUCAAUGGUGCCAUCAUGUGUACAGUACGUUGCUCUGGACUCGCCCAUUGUGUUGCCUUGAAACAAUCAACGAAGAUGUCAAAAAGGGAUUACAUACCUCCGUAUUCUAACCAUGGUCAAUUUAACAACAUGCAUACUUGUCGUGUUUUUAUCUGUCUGCGUAUCCAUUUUCUUUUCUUUUUUACAACAUUGCACAUUGUUUCACUACCUAUCUUCACCCAGAAUGGCACUUGGCAUGUUUCUUCUCAA